Molecule: messenger RNA, 2002 nt
Organism: Solanum dulcamara
Lineage: Eukaryota; Viridiplantae; Streptophyta; Magnoliopsida; Solanales; Solanaceae
Product: probable protein phosphatase 2C 46
Exons: 5
Coding region: 506-1684 (392 amino acids)
Biological process (GO): protein dephosphorylation
Molecular function (GO): cation binding; protein serine/threonine phosphatase activity
Source: RefSeq, a predicted model, not a curated record
AAAAAACUCAUUGACUCUUUUAGAGUGUCUCUGUAUUGGGUACUACUUUCUUCUCUCUAGAUUCUCUCUCUCUAUCCUCAAGUGUGUGUGUGUGUGGAGCCCAAAGCUGGUCCUCUGCUUUGCUGGCUUCAAGCUCUCCAUUCUUGAUUUAUAAUGGGGGGUUUCUCUUCUGAAAAUUUCACUUGGUCUAAUGGAAACAAAUAGCUCAAAACACUAAGUGAUCACUCCUUUUCACUCUUUUUGUAAAUCUUUUUCUCAUCAUGAUCUUCAUCCUUCAAGAAAAGUGAGAAAAAAGACAAAAAAGAUUAUCAAAAUCAAAUCCCACUUCAGUUUUUUCUUUGAUUUGAUGGAUCCACAGAUCUAAUACUUUCACUUUCAGAUCUUCCAAUUUUCUAUUGUAAAGAUUUGUACUUGCUUUGAAGAGGAACAUAUCCAAAGUUGAGGUUUAUUUAGUGUGUCCUGUUAGAUGUGGAGAGUUUAGAUGGUGUAUUGGAGGAGAUGAGGUAUGUUAUCUGGGUUAAUGAACUUCUUGAGGGCCUGUUUUCAGCCAAGGGCCAAUCGACACGUUCAUACAGGUUCCGAUGCCAGUGGACGUCAAGAUGGGCUGCUAUGGUAUAAGGAUACAGGGCAACAUUUUAAUGGAGAGUUCUCAAUGGCUGUAGUUCAGGCUAAUAGUCUAUUGGAAGAUCAAAGCCAAGUUGAAUCUGGGUGCCUCGGAUUGAAUGAUUCAGGUCCAUAUGGUACCUUUGUUGGAAUUUAUGAUGGCCAUGGUGGUCCUGAGACUUCAAGGUUCAUCAAUGAUCACCUCUUCCAGCAUCUCAAGAGUUUUACGUCUGAGCAGCAAACUGUGUCUGUGGAGGUGAUCCGGAAGGCAUUUCAAGCCACAGAAGAGGGUUUCCUCUCUAUUGUCACAAGGCGAUGGCCCGUACAACCUCAGAUUGCUGCUGUUGGAUCAUGCUGCCUUGUUGGAGUUAUCUGCAGUGGGACAUUAUAUAUUGCCAAUCUUGGCGACUCUCGGGCAGUCUUGGGGAGACUUGUCAAGGCAACUGGAGAGAUUAUUGCUAUUCAGCUUUCGGCAGAACACAAUGCAAGUAUUGAAUCUGUUAGGCAGGAAAUGCAGUCUUUGCAUCCAGAUGACUCGCAAAUUGUAGUUUUAAAGCACAAUGUUUGGCGCGUGAAGGGCAUUAUACAGAUCUCAAGAUCCAUUGGAGAUGUGUACUUAAAGAAAGCUGAAUUCAACCGGGAACCGUUGUAUGCUAAGUUUCGGCUCCGCGAACCAUUUCGAAGACCCAUAUUGAGCUCAGAUCCAGCUAUUUUGGUGCACCAGGUGCAACCUCAGGAUCAGUUUAUUAUAUUUGCCUCGGAUGGUCUCUGGGAACACCUAAGUAACCAAGAAGCUGUUGACAUUGUACAAAAUCACCCACGCAAUGGGAUCGCGAAAAGGCUAGUGAAAACUGCAUUGCACGUAGCAGCAAAGAAAAGGGAGAUGAGGUACUCAGACUUGAAGAAAAUUGAUCGUGGAGUACGUAGACAUUUCCAUGAUGACAUCUCCGUUGUGGUAGUAUUCCUCGACUCAGAUUCCGCGAGCAGGGCUAGCUCUGUGAAGGUACCUAACCUGUCUGUGAAAGGUGGUGGCAUAAGUCUGCCUCGAAACACACUUGCUCCUUUCACCACUUCAAACUAAUCGUGGUGCGUGCGCAACUCAAUGAAGCUCUUCCAAAUGAUGUUGUACUAUUUUCUUGUGAAUACCAGAUAGCUUCUGAAAAGAUAACAGCAGGCCUGCAAUUUUUAUUUUUUUAAUUAAUGUACACCUUUAGUUUAACUGAGACUAAUACAGAUUUAGUUCCUAUGCUCAAGGGACUUGAAAAAAAGAGAUCUACACAAUUAGGCUUCUAUUACUUCCUCUCAACUUUUUUAUUUGGAUUUUGUAAAUUAUGUGAACUGGCCGCUGUAAAUGUUUUUAUGCCUUAAUUAUUCUUUAAUGCUCUAUUUUUUAUGUCAA